Messenger RNA from Linum trigynum, 2528 nucleotides. The record is from the annotation of a GenBank genome assembly. Lineage: Eukaryota; Viridiplantae; Streptophyta; Magnoliopsida; Malpighiales; Linaceae.
GGUAUUGGAAAUUGUUAUUCUGACCUGAACUAUGUAGCAAACUUCCUCAUUUGGCGUGGAGGCGGGUUUGACGGUUAAAUUAGACGGUCAAACUUGUUGACCGUUAGUCAAUGUCCACCUCACCUGCCACGUCAGCUUUGAGGACAUAAUUUUUUUUAUAUAUGUUUCUGAAUUUUGUUUUCUUGUCAUUUGCUAAAAAUGGGCCCUUUUCGUUCUUUUAAUUAAUUUUUUUGAUUUAUGAUUUUUAUUAAUUGAAAGAAAACAAAAUUCAUAAAUAAAAAUAAUAAUUUUUUAUGUCCUCAAAGCUGACAUGACAGGUGAGGUGGACAUUGACUAACGGUCAACAGGUUUGACCGUCUAAUUUGACGGUCAAACCCGCCUCCAGGCCAAAUGAGGAAGUUUGCUACAUAGUUGAGGCCAGAAUAGCAAUUUUCAAUACUACGGACUAAAGUAAAAAAUAUGUGUAUAGUUCAGACCAAACUAAGUAUUAACCCAUAAUUUUACUAUUCAUAAUUUUACUAUUUUAGCGCCUGCCUGCAAGUGCAAAUGCAUUUUCCUUUUCCCUCACACAAUUAAACAAAGGGAACAUAAGAAGAAAAAGAGGAGAACAGAAGAAGUAGCGCGUGUUUGAAAUUUGCAGCAGCUGCUUCGUCGCCAUAGUUGCUUCCUUCCAGCUCUUCUUCUUCUUCUCCAAGGUAUAUUCAGUUUACUACUCGAAUUCGAUUCCUUCUUAGCGUUUCGAUUUCAGCUUACUUGGUUCCGUUUGAGUGUUUGACGGCGUAGGUUUGGACUCUGGAGUUCUCUUAAUCUCUGUACUUCAUUUCCAUGAAUUCAACUGUUUGCUUGGCAGUGAUUACCAUCAUCAGAAACCCUAGGAUUCAGCUCCUCUGGAAAUCCGCCUGGUCACUUGAAGGCAAAUAGCUAUGUGAUUUUUUUUUUUUUUUUGGGAGGGAGGGGAAGUUACUGCUGGUUACCAGAGAAGAGACGCAAUGAAGUGUAGCUGCUUCCGUGCCGCCGCGGUUGGUCGGAAGGACGGCGCUGCCUCAACAUCCGCCGCAUGGGCUCAUCACGGCGUUGAUGGCGAUCUGCUUCGCGAUGUUAACCAUAUUGCUUAUAAUACGCUGCGAUCAGCAACGGAAGAUUUCGAUUUCAGGAAGAAGAUCGGGAGAGGAGGUUUUGGUACAGUUUACAAGGGAACCCUGAAAGAUGGAAGGGAAAUUGCCGUGAAGGCACUCUCUGUCCAUUCAAAGCAAGGGGUGAGGGAGUUCUUGAACGAGAUCAGGGCAAUGGCGAAAGUUAAGCAUCCAAACCUUGUGGAGUUGAUAGGUUGCUGUGCUCAAGGAGCUAACCGAAUGCUAGUCUACGAAUUCGUGGAAAACAAUAGUCUUGACCAUUGUUUGUUAGGUUCAAGGAAUUCAAACAUAAGGCUAGAUUGGGGGAAAAGAGCUGCCAUAUGCUUGGGGAUAGCUCGAGGUCUCGCUUAUCUCCACGAAGAGCUAGUGCCGCAUAUUGUUCACAGAGACAUCAAAGCAAGUAACAUACUUCUUGACAAAGAUCUCAACCCGAAAAUUGGGGACUUCGGGUUGGCCAAACUCUUUCCGGAUGACAUCACUCAUAUCAGCACGAGAAUUGCAGGAACCACCGGUUAUUUAGCGCCAGAAUAUGCACUUGGCGGCCAAUUAACCAAGAAGGCUGACGUCUACAGUUUCGGCAUCCUACUCCUGGAGAUAAUCAGCGGCAGAAGCAGCUCAAAGGCCAGCUGGGGUGGGACGGAGAAGCUCCUUCUAGAACAGGCAUGGCAGCUCUACGAGGAAGGCAGGCUCCUGGAGCUGGUGGACGCAGAGAUGGGGGGAUUCGACGACGAAGAAGCCGUGGUGAGACACAUGAAAGUAGCCUUCUUCUGCACACAAGCCACCGCGAACAGAAGGCCGUCGAUGAGCCAGGUCGUGGAAAUGCUGUCCACGAGCACGCGGCUCAACGACAAGCUGCUCACGGCGCCUGGGGUUUUCCAGGACUCGUCGGACGGGGUCAGCGCUGACGGGGCUUGCGUAAAUAAGAGGUCAAGUGCGCAGUCCUCUGACAACCAUAGCUCCUCCGUUCCUGUCACCAUUACUGAAGUCACCCCUAGAUGAAAGAUCAUGAGAAAUCUACAGGCAACCACUCUAGCCCUUUCUUUUCCUUCUUAGUUUGUGCAAAGAUCACAAUUCUUUCAAGAUUGAAGCCUAUUGAUAGUUGUCAGUAAAGCAUAGUGUUGUAGGAUUGUAGCCAUUAGGGUUUGCCAAUCAUCUUCCUUUUCGGGAGGCUUGUAAUGGCAAAGCGUAGAUAAUGGGGAAAGCUAUACUGGAGAUUUGGUAUUAAGAUUUGUCCAAAGUUGAAAGCGUCCACUCACUUACCCACCACCACCAACUGAUUUUUUUUUUUUCCUUCUCUCCAUUACGUGUGGACUAAGGUUGUUUGGAUGUGUGUGAUUUGCUGAGAGAUUGUGAUGAUUGGCUGUAGAAUUGUCUGAAAAAAGCCUCAUUAGGCUA